AUGUCUUCAAGAAGUGUGGUGAAGUGUGGUAUUUGUCUCCUUACGUUAAUGUUAAUAAAUAAUAUAUGUGCUCAAAAUUUAACACUCAUACUAAACAACACACUAUCAUGGGGAAAUAAAGAGUUAUAUGGUGGUUUUAUAAAUAUAAAGGCAAAUUCCACUCUCCAAGUUGACUGUAUCAAUGAAAACAAGAAUGUAUCUUAUAUAAUAUUUCAAGUCCAUAGUCAUUUAUAUAAUAUAACAUUGUAUAAUACUACAAAUGUUCUUGGAUCAUCUAUAUAUGGUACCAAUUUAGGAUUAUAUAGUAAUGUUUUACCUACUAUUGAUACAUUUUUUAUAAUAAACCAAAAUUUGGUUAGUCUGUUGCUUUAUGUGUCUGUUCAUGGAUAUAGUCUUGAUGACCCUAUCCCUGGUGGAUGCAACAUGGAGUUUCCCGUGCCCAUAUCUCCGUAUCUACAAACUAAAUAUAAUAAUGAAUAUAUUCUGGUUGAUGCACCACCACCUAAAGAUCAAUUAGAUGAUAAAUGCAACACUAUUGGUAAUGUAGUGUUGCUAUUUUAUAAAAUGUACUUGCCUGAACGAAACUUCGAGGCUGAUGUUUAUUUUGAAGGUAUUCAGAAAAUGUUGACAGUUGACAAUAUUGAAGAAAAUGGGGAGUUUGUCCCAGAUAAUGGUCUCCACAAUCGACGCAUGCUCAGUGCGUACCAAGGUGUAGGAUCUAUCUACGUGGCUGUAGCAAUUAGUGUAGAGAACGCAAGCGCGUAUUCAGUGUACGUGCCAACGUAUACGUACGCAUGCGCGCCUUUAGUCGAAGGAGACUGUGACAUUUUUGAUGAUGUAUUAUCACAAUUAUUACUCGCAUCCAUAUUGUUUAUUGGUUUGUUUGUGUGUUACUACGGACACAGGUUCUUUAAGACUGAGAUGUUUUUAAUAGGAUUGAUAAGUGGCGGCAUUGUUACCUAUAUACUUAUUUCUUUGAUGGCUGAUUUGGAUAGACCUGCACUACUUGGUGCGUCUAUACUUUCUGGAAUAUGUUUUGGGGCAAUAUGGUUACUGUUCUGGUGGUUUUACGGUAUACCUGUUCUCGCUGUGUUUCUAGCGACACUAGAUGUGGGGUUUCUAUUCUCAGCUAUAAUUUACUACGGCCUACCAGGUGGUUUGACAGCUCUACAAUUCGACGUAAACUUCUGGACUUUAUUCAUAUUUAUAAUGCUCACAACUUCCUUGCUUCUGGUGUCUAUGACGCUUAUGUCAAAUAUACUCUGUUGCGCGAUACUCGGCGCGUACGCAGUAGUAUACUCUAUGGACUAUUAUUUGGGCUCUAGUAUGAAAUAUAUUAUCAUAAAUACAGUGAGACGAGCAACCGUACCGAAGUUUAAUAAAGCUGUCUUAGAUCCACCUUUCGAAUGGGAAGAUUCUCUCAUGUGUCUGUUGUGGGUUGGUUUGGCGAUGUCUGGAUUCCUCUUCCAACACUUUCAUAACUACGGUCGUCCGCCAUUUCCCCCACCACCUAGGAGCGUUCGACCUGGAGUCCCGAGAUCCUUGUAUGGGGCAACACCUCUUGGACCCAGCCGUUAUCCUCGUGUCAUCUCAAGAAAUCAGCGCAGCACUGUAACCAGUGAAAGAUCUCCACUAUUGGCUUAA
Molecule: messenger RNA, 1644 nt
Organism: Pieris macdunnoughi
Lineage: Eukaryota; Metazoa; Arthropoda; Insecta; Lepidoptera; Pieridae
Source: the annotation of a GenBank genome assembly